UUCGGGGAGCGGACGCUACACAUUUCCCGCGCUUUCCUACGUCACGCUGACAUCGGCGGCAUUGCGUUCGGAAACUUGUAACCGUAUAUUUCUUGUGUUAUUUUUGUGAUUUAUAAGUGUUUGGUGCAAACGCGUCGAUUUUGAGGAUUGUUGAGAUGGAGGCGAAGGUGAAGGAAGAAGUCCCUGAUAAGGAUUACAAUCAACCAACAACAACAGAAAGGAGAAAAUCGACCACAUCAGGCAAGGAGCGUAGAUCCCCAGAGCACGAGGAGCCCAGGUCUUCUCCAACACCUGGGCCACCGAGCCCGACCCCUCAGAACAACGGUACCACGGCCGCGCUCUCGUCCACGGAGUCCCUGUCCCCUCCCCUCCCAGAGGGCUCCCGCGGCGCUCCCGCGCUGCAGCGGCUACGCAAGUUCCUCUCAGCGCUGCAGCAGUUUGCAACAGACGUUGGUGCUGAUACUGGAGAGCGUGUCCGCCAGCUGAUAUUUAAUUUGGUGGCGGGAGUAGUAACAGUGGAGGAGUUCCAAUCAGGAGUACAGGAGUGCACGAACUAUCCCUUACGCGCAAGCGUGCCGGGCUUCCUGCGGGCACUGUUGCCCCUAGCCCAGAGAGACCUGCACGCGAGGGCUAGGCGAGGGAAACUGACUCCUCUCCAGUACAUUAGGUCACACGAACACCUAAUACUAGAAGCUAGCGGGGAAGGUGACAUCUUCGCACAGCAAGGCUCCGCCGAGCCGGGGGCGAAGCGCCGUGCUAGCGAUCCGUUCUACGAGGCCCAAACGAACGGCGCUCACGACGACUACCCCCCACACGCGAAGCGGCCGAGCUUCUUCAACCCCUCCCCCUUCUACCCCCUGCCCAGUAACGCCAGCCUGUUCGACUACCACCCCUACCAUUCGUACCACCCGGGGCAGGAGCCGGGCUUCGAGAGACGUGAUGGUGGUAUAGCGGUGCGCGACGUGUCAUCGAUGAACAGCAGCUUCACAGAGCCGCGGCCAGCCGGCCUGGUGAAGAACGAUGAUGAGUGGAAGAACAUCAACACGAUGCUCAACUGCAUCCUCAGUAUGGUGGAGAAGACGAAGCGGGCUCUAGCCAUACUGCAGCAGAGGAGUUCAGGCGUGGAGCCCGCAGACAACACAGACAUAAAACGUGUAGCGAGCGAAAUAAUGGCUGCCGCAGUACGACAGACUGAGGAGCGGGUGGCGGAUGUCAGAAGGCGGGCUGAGGAUGCUGUGAACCAGGUGAAGCGGCAAGCGCUGCUAGAGCUGCAGCGGGCAGUGGGCGCCGCGGAGAGCAAGCUGGAGCUGGGGGAGCGCGCGCCCGACGCCGCGCCCGAGCCCAGCGGCGCCCCCGCGCAACAGAACUGUUGCUGGAACUGCGGGCGCAAAGCGCAGGAGACGUGCUCGGGCUGCGGCGCCGCGCGCUACUGUGGCGCCUUCUGCCAGCACAAGGACUGGGAGAACCACCACCAGAUGUGCAGCGGCCGCGAUCAAAAGCCGACCGCCAUGUUGCGUUCCUCUCCGCCCGCGUCCACCACCAUCCCCAAAACCCUCCCGCGCGCCACCACCCCCAUCGCCACGCAGCCCGCAGACAACAGACUCACUAUCACGACCAUAAACUCGGACAGACUAAUUACCAACAAUCUGGGGAACGACAGAAUAGCGCUGGCAACACUCACCACGCAGGGCCUCAUGGCGAUUGGCGGGAAGAAAUGACGCAAUAGGGAAUGCGUAGGGAACGUCAGGUUACCAAGAAAGUUGAAAAAGUAAUUCCAUUUUCAAAUUCGCAUAUCUUUUUUCCAUAAUGCUAAGUAAUUCUUUUUCGAUUUUGCGUUAGCUAUAUUUU
Messenger RNA from Zerene cesonia (dogface butterfly), 1848 nucleotides. It is a transcript of the gene nvy, whose product is annotated as protein CBFA2T3. The record is from RefSeq and is a predicted model, not a curated record. Bases 156 to 1718 code for a protein of 520 amino acids. Gene Ontology annotation, biological process: DNA-templated transcription; negative regulation of DNA-templated transcription. Lineage: Eukaryota; Metazoa; Arthropoda; Insecta; Lepidoptera; Pieridae. Gene Ontology annotation, molecular function: transcription corepressor activity. The transcript is spliced from 12 exons. Gene Ontology annotation, cellular component: nucleus.